UGCGGGAUGUAUCCCCUCCUCCUGGUGGGCGGGUGCGAGCAAGAUGGCGGAGAGCGGCGCUGACGAUGCCGGCCACACCGGACAGGGGCCGGGAAAAGGCUUUAUUCGGGUCACCGUUAAGACGCCGAAGGACAAGGAGGAGAUUGUUAUCGGAGAGACGGCUUGUGUGCGGGAGUUUAAGGAAGAGAUAUCCAGACGGUUCAAAGCCAAACGGGAUCAGCUGGUACUGAUCUUUGCCGGGAAGAUCUUGAAAGACGGCGAUACCCUGAACCAGCAUGGCAUCAAAGACGGCCUGACCGUUCAUCUAGUGAUCAAGACCCCGCAGAAAUCACAAGAUCCCUCCGCCAUGUCACCCACUGCCGCCGCUGUUGCAGCCUCCAUAUCACCUUCUGCACAGACCGGGAACCCCGCUGGUCAAUCCCAAGCCCCUUCCAGCAGCUCUACGUCAGAGGGCAGCGAAGGCACCGCCAGAGGGAGCAGCGGGAACGGGAGCAGUGCAACCCCGGGAGACGGGGCACCCCCGACCAUGAACCCCCUCUCCGGUUUCGGUGGGCUGGCAGGGCUCGGUAACCUCGGCAUGGGCUCCGCCAAUUUCAUGGAGCUGCAGCAGCAGAUGCAGCGGCAGCUUAUGUCCAACCCAGAGAUGCUGUCUCAGAUCAUGGAGAAUCCCCUGGUGCAGAAUAUGAUGUCUAACCCUGAUCUGAUGAGACAGAUGAUUAUGGCGAACCCCCAGAUGCAGCAGCUGAUGGAGAGGAACCCGGAGAUCAGUCACAUGCUAAAUAAUCCUGAGCUCAUGAGGCAGACCAUGGAGCUAGCCCGUAAUCCCGCUAUGAUGCAAGAGAUGAUGAGGAACCAAGACCGAGCCCUCAGUAAUCUGGAGAGCAUCCCCGGGGGAUACAAUGCCUUGCGUCGAAUGUACACGGAUAUCCAAGAGCCGAUGUUCAGCGCAGCCAGAGAACAGUUUGGCAGUAACCCUUUCUCCACGGCUGGCGGCUCUGAGAGCUCCGCGUCUCAGCCUCUGCGGACAGAGAAUCGGGAGCCCCUACCUAACCCCUGGAGCCCUUCCUCAUCGGCUUCCCAAAGCCAAACUUCCAACAGUGAUGGAAAUACUGGGUCCGCUGCCAGCCAAAGCACCCCUACCGUGUCCAACCCGUUUGGGAUCAACGCUGCUAACCUGGGAACAGGCAUGUUUAAUAGCCCCGAAAUGCAGGGAAUGUUGCAGCAGAUAUCCGAAAACCCCCAGCUGAUGCAGAGCAUGAUAUCCGCCCCGUACAUGCGCAAUAUGAUGCAGGCACUCUCCCAGAAUCCAGACUUAGCAGCUCAGUUGAUGGUCAACAUUCCACUGUUCUCUGGAAAUCCUCAGCUCCAAGAACAGCUAAGAAACCAGCUGCCUGCCUUUCUACAGCAGAUGCAGAACCCCGAGUCGCUCUCCGUAAUGACCAACCCCAGGGCAAUGCAGGCCCUGCUCCAGAUCCAACAAGGCCUUCAGACCCUGCAGACAGAAGCCCCUGGACUCGUCUCCGGUCUUGGUUCGUUCGGUGUCCCUGGAAUGCCACCCGCAUCGGGAGGAACCACGGCCCCAGAAAGUACCACCUCUUCCACGCCAACGAGUACUACUCCAGCAGGGGGUAGCAGCAAUCCACAGCAACAGAUGGUACAGCAGAUGAUCCAACUCUUGGCUGGGGGAAAUUCUCAGGGCCAGAGUCCCGAAGUGCGUUUCCAGCAGCAGCUGGACCAGCUAAGUGCGAUGGGCUUUAUCAACCGGGAAGCCAACCUUCAAGCUCUCAUAGCGACAGGAGGUGACAUCAACGCGGCUAUUGAAAGACUGCUCGGUUCUCAACCCUCCUAAGGAGAAACAACUGCCCCUUUCCCCCAAAUUUCCAGAGGAACAAUGACCCCAUCCCGGCUGUUACAUGCGCCCCACUCGCUGAGCAUCGUGGAAGGUGAAAGCUGAGUCUGAGGACUCCUUUCGAGGCAUAAAAGAUGGUGCUCUGCGUUGUGGAUUAUACCCGAUCAGCUCUUCCCCAUUUAGAGAAGUGGGAACGGCAAAUAUUUUGCCCUUUAAAAUACACAAUAUCCCUUCUCGGCACUGCUUUUGCCCUCCUGAUGACAUCAUGCAGUUAUUAAACAGACGGUUCCUUAAACAAAACCUACAUUAGCUGAUGGCUCAUAUCUGCCCUAAAUAACUGUAUUUAACUCAGUUGAAGUUCAGUGUGUUGAUUUUUUUUUCCCCCACUGUCCCAAGUUAUUUUAAUUCUAACACUAACCUUUUGAUUUUUUUUUUUUGUUUAUUAUUUUGAAUAGAUUUUUAACAAUAAACCAAAUUCAUAUUUUUAUUUUUGUUUUCCAAAGUUACGCUCGGACUUUUAAGCUUCUUUGAAACGUUUGUGCUAGUUCGUUCAGCGCCUCCCGAGUAGUUUGCAGCUACUGGCCGCCACAGCGGGAAAUAGAGCAAAUGUUAGCGUUUGGUAACAGAAUUGUUAACGUCUCUGUUAUCGCAUUUUCUGUCCAGGUCACUAAAUCAAUCGUUGUGGCAAA
Messenger RNA from Spea bombifrons (plains spadefoot toad), 2538 nucleotides. RefSeq names its product ubiquilin 4 (gene UBQLN4). The coding region runs from base 44 to 1849 and encodes 601 amino acids. Gene Ontology annotation, cellular component: cytosol. Gene Ontology annotation, molecular function: polyubiquitin modification-dependent protein binding. NCBI's taxonomy places the organism in Eukaryota, Metazoa, Chordata, Amphibia, Anura, Pelobatidae. The transcript is spliced from 11 exons. Gene Ontology annotation, biological process: ubiquitin-dependent protein catabolic process. The record is from RefSeq and is a predicted model, not a curated record.